AUGGACAUUACUUGGCAGAUUGCCAUGGCUAUCUUCAGAGCCAAACAAUUCGCCAAGAAAACAGGGAAAAACAACUGGGAUAUGAAUGCUGAAAAAAAGGUGGGAUUUAACAAAAGUAUGCUGAGAUGUUUUAACUGCCACGAGUCGGGUCACUUUGCUCGUGACUGCCAAAGGCCAGAUUGCAGAAUCAACAACAACCGACAGAUGGUUGCAGUAGGAAACAAUCGUGCAGGAGCUACAACCAAUGGAGAAACAACUAUGGUUGUUCAAUCAUUUGAUUGGGAGGAACAAAUUCAAGCUUUAAACAUCACAGGGUCAGAAAAUGCUCAUCUAGCUCAAAUUGAUGACGCAGCUUCAAAGAAUAAUGAUACUGAUCCUGAGGCAGAAAUGAUGGAGCUGCAGUUUGCCCUAAUGGUUUCCACCUCCUCUAAGCCCAAGAAAAGCGAGAACGAAACUGACAGGGAGCCACAUCUUCGAUAUGGAAAACUUGCUGGUUUUGUUUCAAGAGGUUUUAUUAACAUUGAAAGUACUAAUGUUUCUACUUCCUCUGCAGAUACACCCUUAGAUCAGGCCAAGUGUGAAGCUAGAGAAUCUGUUUCUGUUUUUAAUUCUGAUUUUUCUAUCGUGAACAAAUUUGAGUGUGUUUCUGAUGAUAAGACUGAAAAAGCUCCUUGUGUUUUUACUAACAAAACUCGAAACAGGUUGUCAAAACCGAACAAGGCUCAGCCAAGAUCGGUUUCAUCAAAAAGCACUUCUAGAUCUUCUACUAAUUUUGGUAGAAAAUCCAGAAGGUCUAUGCAAACUCCUUUGAAGUCUAUUUCAAUAUCAUCAGAGACUGUUGUAAAACCUAAACUUCAAUGGAAGCCCAAAUCGCUCUCUAGUUCAUCAUUACCUCCUUCUGAAGUGAUUAGAAAUGAAGAUCCUAAUUUGCAAAUUUUAAAGUCUAAAUCAGAAAAGGGACAGUUGCGGAGGAAUAUCGUCCGUCCUUGGUACGUCGAUAGCGGCUGUUCCCGGCAUAUGACUGGAGCCAUCUCCCAACUGAGCGAAAUUCAAUCUUUUAAUGGGGGUUAUGUUUCCUUUGCGGGCGGAGACAGUGGAAAGAUCACACAGCGUGGAACUAUUACAAAUGGAGUGUUGAGCUUUGAAAAUGUCAACUUUUCACCCGAAUUAAAGCAUAGUUUGUUGAGUGUUUCUCAGAUAUGUGACAAAGGCUACUCAACGCACUUUACUGAUAAAGAGUGUAUAAUUCUCAAGCCUGGCAUCGUCAUCCCAUAA
This is a messenger RNA of Lactuca sativa (garden lettuce), 1275 nucleotides long. The record is from RefSeq and is a predicted model, not a curated record. NCBI's taxonomy places the organism in Eukaryota, Viridiplantae, Streptophyta, Magnoliopsida, Asterales, Asteraceae.